Musca domestica (house fly) is the source of this 1626-nucleotide messenger RNA. RefSeq names its product cytochrome P450 6g1. The record is from RefSeq and is a predicted model, not a curated record. Lineage: Eukaryota; Metazoa; Arthropoda; Insecta; Diptera; Muscidae. Gene Ontology annotation, biological process: response to DDT; insecticide catabolic process. Gene Ontology annotation, molecular function: heme binding; iron ion binding; monooxygenase activity. The coding region runs from base 74 to 1603 and encodes 509 amino acids. The transcript is spliced from 2 exons.
ACAGCCGACAUCCAAAAGCCAAAGCUCCAGUACAACUCUAGACUUCAAGCAAUAGAAACGGAUUUCAACGGUCAUGUGGUGGCUUGGAAUAAUUGCAAUUUUCCUAUACAUUCUGUACAAAGCUCAGUAUGGGUUUUGGAAACGUCAUCCGGCAGUGCCAAGUUUGCCGGGUAGAAUAUUCAGUGGAAAUCUAUUGGAUUUUCUUUUGUUCAAAACAAAUUUCGGCUAUCAUUUAAAGAAAAUCUACGAUGAUCCUGCUUUUACCGAUAAACCGGUGGUGGGCAUUUAUGGACUGUAUCGUCCCUCUUUGCUGAUCAGGGAACCGGAAUUAAUUAAACGGAUAUUGAUCAAGGAUUUCGAUUGUUUUCACAAUCGUUUCCAUGACAUCGAUGUAAAGUAUGAUCCCAUUGGAGGCCAAAUGAUGUUCUACACCUCAUUCCGGUUGUGGAGGGAAAUGCGCCAAAAGCUGAGUCCUGUCUUUACCAGUGCCAAAUUGAAACACAUGUACCCUUUGAUACAAAAUGUGGCGAAAAAUAUUGAGGGGUAUUUGGGGAAACAGAAAAGCAUUCACCCGCUAGAGAUGAAGAACUUUUGUGCCCGUUACACCAGUGAUAUUGUGGCCACCACUCUGUUGGGUUUCAAAUCGAAUUCUCUGGAAAAUCCCUCCGAAGAACUGUGGAAGGAAAUCGCGUUAAUGGCUUAUUUUAACCUCAAAAGGGCCAUUGAUUUUAUGGUUAUACUCUUCGUUCCCAAGAUGGCUCGUCUGUUUCGUUCCAAGUUGUUUUAUAAGAAAACGGAGGAUUUUCUCAGGGACUCCAUAACGCAUGCCAUCAAGGAAAGAGAGCUCAGUGGGUUGCCACGCAAUGAUUUGAUAGAUAUGUUCGUCAAGCUGCGCGAGGAAGCUGCCGACGAUGACAGGGAUAUGGAUAAGUUUAUGGAAACCUUAAUAGCCCAGGGGGCGAUUUUUAUUGCGGCAGGGUCGGAUACCUCUUCUACGACCAUGUCAAAUGCUCUCUUUGAAUUGGCCAAACAGCCGGAAGUGCAGAAGAAACUGAAAGAGGAGAUACGGCAAACCUUUGCCCUGGACGAGGGCUCCACAAUAUCCUAUGAAAAUCUUAACAAUAUGAAAUACCUGGAUAUGGUCAUCAACGAAACAUUGCGUUUAUACCCGGUGCUACCCAUAUUGGAGAGGAAAUACCAGAGGCCAGAGGGAACAUCUGGCGACUAUUCACUGAAGCCAUUUUGUGAUUUUGAGUUAAGUAAUGAUAUGCCCAUCUAUAUUUCGCUGUUUGGUUUGCAUUAUGACCCUAAAUACUGGUCCAAUCCCAUCAAAUUUGAUCCGGAGCGUUUUUCACCCGAAAACAAAUCCACGCUAAAUCCCAUGGCGUAUUUACCCUUCGGCAUGGGUCCCCACAAUUGCAUUGGCAGCCGUUUGGCAUUGCUCCAGAUGAAAUGUGGUCUGGUGCAUUUAUUGCAUAAUCAUCAUGUUCGAGUUGGCAAGCGAACGUGCCUUAAACCAGAGUUUGAAACAAAAUCUAUAUUAUUUGAAAUUAAGGGUGGCAUUCAUUUGGAAGUUGUAAAGGAUAUUGAUUUCAGCGAAUAAAAUAACAUCGAGGAGAAAAUGUA